UCCAGCAGCAGGUUGCCUCUGCUCAACGGCAGCAGGUAGGUGUUGUUCGCGUCAAUCAAACCGACCGGAGACGCGUAUUGGCCCGUUCGAGCCCGCGGGGCUCCAGGCUCCACCUCUCCGCCGGAGCCGUGCCUGCGCUGCGCUCGGUGCGGUGUGCGCGCGGUGGCUUGUGCGCUCUCAGGUUACUCGCGUGAAGUUGUGGACCAGAGGAGAUCGAAGACGUCCGGCGACCUGAGGAAGGAGACGCGUGGAGGGUCCGGAGGAAAGUGGGCAGCUCGCGCCUGUGGCUUCGCGCACUGGGCUGGAUUUACUGGGCGAGGAAGACGCACCGGGACGAGUUUGUGGCGUUUAACUGGGAGACCGAGCAUACCCAACAGUAUGCGGUGCAGCUAUGGCAGAUAAGGGUAAGACCGUCGUGAGGACGCUGGAGGAUUUAACGCUUGAUUCUGGUUAUGGUGGAGCCGCGGACUCGGUCAGGUCUUCCAGCGUGUCGCUGUGCUGCUCCGACACGCACCAGUCCAUUCCGCAUGGGGGCAACUGCUGGCAUCUGACGGAAUCCAUGCACAGCCGACAGAACAGCGUGGACACGGUGAACACCGUCCUGGCCGAGGACACGGAGAUCCUGGAGUGCUCGGGUCAGUGCGCCAAGCUGCCCGAGCUGGAGGACGUGCCAUGGAGCCUCGGCGAGGUGGAGGGCGCACUGAGGAGGGACGAGGAGCUGAUGGUGGGGAACCCGCCGCCGGAGGUCCUGGCGCGGCUGUCGGCGCUCAUCGGCCGCGCGCUGGUGCGGGUGGCCCGGGAGGCGCAGCGGCUCAGCCUCCGCUACGCCAAGUGCACCAAGCACGAGAUCCAGAGCGCCAUCAAGGUGGUGCUCUCCUGGACCAUCUCCGUCAACUGCAUCACGGCGGCUCUGAGCGCGCUGUCCCUCUACAACAUGAGCACCGGGGACAAGUUCAGCCGCGGCAAGUCGGUGCGCUGCGGGCUGGUGUUCUCCGUGGGGAAGUUCUUCAGGUGGAUGGUGGAUAGUCGGGUGGCCCUCAGGAUCCACGAGCACGCCGCCAUCUACCUCACCGCCUGCAUGGAGAGCCUGUUCAGGGAGGUGUUCGGCCGCGUCCUGCGCAGCGCGCUGGUGGAGAGGGACAACGGGGUCCCCAAGUUUACGCUGGAGUCUCUGGAGCAAGCCAUCAACGGGGACUCGGAGGUGUGGGGUCUGCUGCAGCCCUACCAGCACCUCAUCUGCGGCAAGAACUCGAGCGGUGCACUGAGCCUGCCGGAGAGUCUGAACCUGCACCGGGACCAGCAGCGCUCCGGGAGGGGCGGGGAGGGCCAGGGCUACUCUCAGGCCGAGCUCCGCACGCUGGAGCAGUCGCUCCUCGCCACCCGAGUGGGCAGCAUCGCCGAGCUGAGUGACUUGGUUUCCCGGGCCAUGCACCACCUGCAGCCGCUGCACAUCAAAAACCCCAGCAAUGGCACUCCGGUCCACCAGAAGACCAGCAGCACGGUGCACUGGGAGCCCGAGGCGCUCUACACCCUGUGCUACUUCAUGCACUGCCCACAGAUGGAAUGGGAGAACCCGAACGUGGAGCCGUCCAAGGUCACGCUGCAGACUGAGAGGCCGUUCCUGGUGCUGCCGCCGCUGAUGGAGUGGAUCCGGGUGGCGGUCGCCCACACCGAGCACCGGCGAAGCUUCUCCGUGGACAGCGACGACGUGAGGCAGGCGGCCCGGCUGCUGCUGCCCGGUGUGGACUGUGAACCCCGGCAGAUAAAAGCGGAGGAUUGUUUCUGUGCCACCAGGAAGUUGGACGCAGCCUCCACCGAGGCCAAGUUCCUGCAGGACCUGGGCUUCAGGAUGCUCAACUGCGGGAGGACGGACCUGGUCAAGCAGGCGGUGAACCUGCUGGGGCCUGAUGGCAUCAACAGCAUGAGCGAGCAGGGGAUGACCCCUCUCAUGUACGCCUGCGUCCGCGGCGACGAGGCCAUGGUCCAGAUGCUGCUGGACGCCGGGGCCGACAUCAACAGCGAGGUGCCCACCACAGUAAACAAGCACCCCUCAGUUUAUCCCGAAACGCGCCAGGGGACGCCACUCACUUUCGCUGUGUUGCACGGACACAUCCCUGUCGUGCAGUUGUUGCUGGAUAACAGAGCGAAUGUGGAGGGCGCCCUGCAGGAUGGGGCUGAGAACUACACGGAGACGCCGCUUCAGCUCGCCGCCGCUGCAGGGAACUUUGAGCUGGUGAGUUUGCUUUUGGAAAGAGGGGCCGACCCCAUGAUUGGGACCAUGUGUCGAAACGGCAUCUCGUCUGCUCCACUGGGCGACAUGAACUCCUACAGCCUGGCAGCAGCACACGGCCACAGGAAUGUCUUUCGGAAGCUGCUGGCCCAGUCGGAGAAGGACAAGGGGGACGUGCUGUCCCUGGAGGAGAUCCUGGCCGAGGGUUCGGAUCCCGGGGAGAAGAGGUUGGCUCUGCAGGCCAACAGCGGCAGCGGGACCCUGCGAACAGGAAAGGCCAAACUGAGAGCCCUGAGAGAGGCCAUGUACCAUAGUGCAGAGCACGGCCAUGUGGACAUCACCAUAGACAUCCGCAGCUUAGGCGUUCCCUGGACGCUGCACACCUGGCUCGAGUCCCUGCGCACCUGCUUCGUCCAGCACCGCCGGCCGCUGAUCCAGGGCCUGCUCAAGGACUUCAGCUGCAUCCAGGAGGACGAGUACACGGAGGAGCUGAUCACGCACGGCCUGCCGCUCAUGUUCCAGAUCCUCCGCACCAGCAAGAACGAGGUGAUAAGCCAGCAGCUGUCAGUGAUUUUCACGCAGUGUUACGGGCCCUUCCCCAUCCCCAAGCUGACGGAGAUCAAGAGGAAACAGACCUCGCGCUUAGACCCUCUCUUCCUGAACAACAAGGACAUCUCCGACGUCACGUUCCUGGUGGAGGGGAAACCGUUUUAUGCACAUAAAGUUUUGCUGUUUACAGCUUCACCCAGGUUCAAGUCGCUGCUUCAGAACCGACCAGCAGCAGAAAACACCUGUAUUGAGAUCAGUCACGUCAAGUACAAUAUAUUUCACCUGGUGAUGCAGUAUCUGUACUGUGGAGGCACUGAGUCUUUGCACAUACGCAACACUGAAGUCAUGGAGCUCCUGUCUGCAGCCAAAUUCUUCCAACUAGAGGGCCUUCAGAGACACUGUGAGAUCAUCUGCUCCAAGAACAUCACCACGGAGACCUGCGUGGACCUCUACAAGCACGCCAAGUUCCUUGGCGCGUCUGAGCUGACGGCUUUCAUCGAGGGCUAUUUCCUGAAGAACAUGGUGCUGCUGAUCGAGCUCGACGCCUUCAAGCAGCUCCUGUACGAGCCUCCUCCGGCCGAGAGCCCCGUGUCCAGCCCCGGCAUCUGCUCCGACAUCCUCCUGGACCUGGAGAAGACUCUGGCCACGCGCAUCCACUCCAUCCACCUCUCCACCUCCAAGGGCUCCGUGGUGUGACGCCGUCCUCUCCCGGGGGGGCCUUUCCGAUCCGGCCGCAGCAUCGAUGUAACGCCACCGUUAACACACUGUCACCCCGUCCACCUGCCCUGGCCCCGCUGAUGAAGAGGAGGAGGAGGAGGAGGAGGAGGAGGAGUUUUUUUAUGUCAGGGAUUCCCUUUAAUUCUGCCUGUUGCAGCUAACUGAAGUUAAACGAGACAAAAUCAGAGAGAGAACUUUCUCACUCGUCGUCCCACUGCUCCCACUUCACGUCCCCAAAAACUGAAAAUAAUAACAACAAAUAAAAAAACCCACACAACCCAACAGUAUAACUUAGACCAAAUCACGAUUAUACAACUUUCUAUCGUAUUUCACAUAGAAAAAGUGCAUGAAAUACAGACUAUUUACCUUUUCUUAUUUUUUGCUUAAAGAAAAAGGUAGAGUAGAAUCUAAACUCAGUAAAAGCAGCUUUCUCUCGUCAUCUCUAUCAGGAGACUUUGGUUUACAGAUGUCAUCUCUUCAUGGAAGUGGAUGCCGUCGCCGUUUGAAGUUUCACACAAGCCAAACCGUGAACAUAAUCCGAGUAUACACCCGAUUUUAAAAAGUGAUUAGUAGCAAUGCCAGCAGACAGAUUCUUAGGUGGACGUUUCCUUUCUGUCUCCUCUGUGUUGGUUUCUCACUGUGUUAUCUCGACUGUGUGCAGAGGCCAAACCAAUCACACAAACUUCCGCCGUCCGUGGCCGACGCCAGUGGAGAAUCUAUGCUUGAAACGCGGACGUCCACCUGGGAAAGGAACUUGUGAUAACCACCGUGAACACACUGUCAUCUUGGGAUCUUUCUGCAUGACACCUCCUGGAACUGAGCUGCCCCCAUGUUGCUUUUUAUGCAGAGCUUACUUCACGAAAAGGGGGACGCUCCUUAUUGAACUUUCCAUCCACUGCAGGACAGACAGGCCUGAGCGGGAUGGAAGAGGGACUUUUUGAUGGGCAGGGACUUUCCCCCUCUCCAAGCAAAGUGUAAAUACGUCCUGAACAUCAUCGUGCUGGUUCUUUUUGUUACUUUCCUUUUUUUUUCUAAACUGAUGUACAGUAUUCUCCUACACUCGCUCGGCCGAUGACAACCGGUCUCAUUGAAUUGAAUGUUGCUCCCUGGACAGUUCGUUCCUGCUGUGUGUGUGCGUGUGUGCGUGUGUGUGUCUCUGUUUAUGCAAAGUUGCAUGUUUAAUCUGUUUCAGUACGACUCCUGCGUUGCGCUGUAGCUGUGCUCUGUGUGUAGACGGGUCGGGACCGAGUCAGAGUGUGGGUCGUUCCAGCUGAAGCUCAGUCACAGGAUGUUCCCUUUAUUUCAUUUUCAGAUGUUUUUCCGAUACAUUCCAAACGAUCAGGGUCGAUCACGCGAUGCAUUUUUUCAUCCUCAUCUCCUCAGUAACAUCAGCACUGAAUUUAUUAGUAGACGGUGUUUUAUGACAGAUGUAUUUCUAUCCACUUGUUUUUCUGGUCACGCCAGAAACUUUGCAAAAAAAAGUUUUUACAGUUGGAAAAUAAGAAAUGAAAACCAGUUCAUCGUGAAGAGCAGGAAGCAGAAGAUUUAAGUGUCCUCUGAAACGGCAGCAGAUGAAAACAUCGCAUCACAGUUGAUGGAAGAAACGUGUGUUGAUCCGCAUUUUCUUUUGCUUGUUUUCUGAAAAUUAAUUUAAGAUUUGUUCUAAAUUCAAAUGUUAAGUUGGCUGAAGUUCAACAGCUCUGGGAAAAAAUAACUAAAUCAUUAGUGCAAAACAUGAACUGCUGCGUAAGAAAACAUCUGUUUCUGAUGAAAUAUCAAAAGUUUGUUCUAUGUUCUAAACUAAAAACUUGACUGAGGAGGAAGUUUUCAGCAAGAAAAACUCAACUACUGAUGUUAAAGUUCUGUUUUGUGUUGUAUCUAGUGAAGGUGGAAGCUGAAGAUUAACACAAUAUGAAGCUUUACAUAAUUUGCAUUUUGCUUCUGAGUCAAAUCCACAUGAAUUCGUUGACUGUGGCAACAUUUUUUUAUUCCCUGAUUUUCCACAACAAAACCUUCUGAGUUCACCACAUAUCCGACUGGUUUCUUUCUCCAUGGCAACAGCAGCCGAGGGUUGAAUCAUCCAACAGACAAAACCGGAUUCUUCAGUGUGGAAACUGAAGUAAAGAAACAGGCGGUCACACAGUCACUUACACUAACAGGAUUUUCAGAGUUUCUGGAAGAGUCACAUGUUUGUGUGUUCAGCAGAAUUGAGAAUAUAUGUGUGAAGACAGAAGGGAAGGGAAAUAUUUCAUUCUUAAGCUAAAGAAGGAGAAACUAGAUCUCAGACACCUGAACCAGUUACCACAUCAAUGACUGAAACUAAAGGAGGAGCAUUUUUACUUUGGAAAAUAGAUAUAAAUAAUACAAAUAAUAUGAAUUGAGUAGUGCAACACGCCCAAAAUAAUGUUUUAUUCCAAAAAUGGCAGAUUGGUGUUUAUGUCAGUUAUUGAUCUGGUGAUUGUUCCAUGUGAUGUGAGAUCGUUUCCUCUUUUUUGUGGCUUCAGUUCAAAGUUGUUGUUUAGUGUUAAUUUGAUUCUGUGACGAAGCUCCAUGAAGAUCCUCGUACGUUGUGCUGGAUGUUUCUGCAUGAAUCUGAUUUCACCUUCAGAUAAAACACAAAACUUAUGGCUUCUAAUAUUGUAGCACACUCCAAAAAAAAACAAUUACUCAAAUAUUUGUUUUGGACCGAAAACCAUGCGAAACACCGAGGCACAUACAAGUUGGUUUAAGUUCUGUAAAUAGUUACAGAAAAUGAAAUAUAUAUAUAUUAUCCUACAACUUUAUUUUCUUACCUACAUACAUAGCACUAUAUAUUUUAUUUUACAUUCCACAGCUAUUUUGUUUUACAAAAGAGAUAUAAGAAAAAAAGAUGAUAUAAAAAGAUGCUUUAAAGUUUCAAAAUUAAGCAAUAUUUCCAUCGGAUUGUAUUAUUUUGACGAAUAUGUCACAUGGAUAUGGAGCUACAGUAUAAAUGUGAAUCAAAACACACAUAACAGACAAAUGAGUGACUGAGAACAACUGAAUAUAUUAUGUUUUGUUUAUAUUUUGUGAAAUUAAAUUGUCUAUUUGCUUUUAAAUGUAUUUCAGCCAUUUUAAGAGAAUAUAACUUUUUUUCCCUGAGAGCGUUAACGAAGCAGAUAAGUUAUUAACUCGACAUUUUUCACCCUCGCACCAUAUUUGGCUUUCUGUUCACUCAUCACACACGCCCAUGUCAUUUAAAACGGACGAUUUAAAUGUGCAAUGUGACUUAAAGAUGCAAAACCAGGGUAACAAGGUUCAUAAUGAUGUCAAGCACCUUCGUGUGCCAGUGUCACUGUAGCCUCACAAUCGAGAGCAUUCGUUUUUCCAGACGUGAGCUUCAGUUCGAGUCGUAUUGUGACGACAGCUGGAUCCGGCUUUAACGUUUAACAAAAAGAUGUUUCUAUGAGUCUCAAUGUUUGCGUCAUUAGCAGAAGACUAACUUUCGCUUGCCCCUGCUCUGGAGCUUCUGAUCCAGCCCCGGGGUCACGGGCUGUAACCGUCGGUUCGCAUGGCUCUUCAUGUUCGGUGUCGUCCAGAAUGUGCUCUGUUCACCAGCUUUGUCCAAACGAGACUCUCUCCUCCAGUCGUCUGAGAGUUGUCUUUGCCUGCGUAUUUGCUCCUGGUGAUGAACAACAUUUCUCCAAUAGAAGCAGUGGAAACAUGCAUGGGACGUUCACUAGGUUUCUAAUCCACAAGGAGGUGUGUGUGGGGGGGGGUGGGGACUUUUGCAAAUUUUCUUUUAUUCUUUUCCUUUGAUGAGAACAUGUAUAUUGUACAAAGUAUGUAUAUGGAAUAUAAAUUAUACAUGGUGUGAGGAGCAGGGAUGUGGUGGAGUUUAACAACAAACAGGAAUGUUACACUCGUGCUACAGGUUCUGUCGUUCCAUGACAUGCUUUUGUGGACAGCUAAUAAACGACCACAGUUAAAAA
Hippoglossus stenolepis (Pacific halibut) is the source of this 7446-nucleotide messenger RNA. Its product is annotated as ankyrin repeat and BTB/POZ domain-containing protein BTBD11-A. Gene Ontology annotation, molecular function: protein heterodimerization activity. The coding region runs from base 392 to 3475 and encodes 1027 amino acids. The transcript is spliced from 17 exons. NCBI's taxonomy places the organism in Eukaryota, Metazoa, Chordata, Actinopteri, Pleuronectiformes, Pleuronectidae. The record is from RefSeq and is a predicted model, not a curated record.